CCGACCAGCCGCUGCGCGCGCUCAUCGGUGACCCCGGCGCCUCCGGCGGGCGGGAGGAAGAGGCCGCUGGGGCCGGCUGGGUGAUGUCCAGGACCUCGAAGGCAGUGCUGGGCCUCUCGGUGCUGCUGACGGCGGCCACAGUGGUCGGCGUGCACCUGAAGCAGCGGCAGGACCAGCAGAGGCUUCGUGAGGGAGUGAUCAGAGACAUUGAGCGGCAGAACCGGAAAAAAGAAAACAUUCGUCUUUUGGAAGAACAGAUUAUUUUGACUGGGCAACUUGAAGCAGAAAGAGAGAAGAUGUUAUUGGCAAAAGGUUCUCAGGAAACAUGA
Nycticebus coucang (slow loris) is the source of this 329-nucleotide messenger RNA. Its product is annotated as protein PET117 homolog, mitochondrial. Gene Ontology annotation, biological process: mitochondrial respiratory chain complex IV assembly. The record is from RefSeq and is a predicted model, not a curated record. Bases 84 to 329 code for a protein of 81 amino acids. Gene Ontology annotation, cellular component: mitochondrion. The transcript has 2 exons. NCBI's taxonomy places the organism in Eukaryota, Metazoa, Chordata, Mammalia, Primates, Lorisidae.